AUGGAGCCUUAUGAGGACGAGAACCCUCCGAUGGAGGAGACCGAGAAAGAAAGUGAGCACAGCAGCGAAAAGAUUAUCAAUGAAGAGUACAAGACUUGGAAAAAGAAUGCGCCGUUCCUCUACGACAUGAUGCUGAGCACAGCUCUGGAGUGGCCGACGCUCACUACCCAGUGGCUGCCAGAUAAGCAAGAAGUUCCGGACAAACCUUACUCAACCCACCGUCUUCUUAUCGGCACACACACUGCGGGUGAUGCCCAGAACUACCUCCAGAUUGCGCAUGUGCAGCUUCCCAAUCCCAAUGUGCCGAACCCCAAGGACUAUGAUGAAGACAAGGGGGAGAUUGGAGGCUAUGGCGGAGGUCCCAAGAAGCCUCAGAUGGAGAUCAAGUUCAACAUUGUUCAAAAGAUUGAUCACAAGGGCGAGGUUAACAAGGCACGAUACCAGCCUCAAAACCCUAAUAUCAUUGCUACCAUGUGUACAGAUGGUCGUGUGAUGAUUUGGGAUCGAUCAAAGCACCCCAGCCAGCCUACUGGGACAGUGAACCCUCAGAUGGAGCUCCUGGGCCACGAAGCCGAAGGCUUCGGUCUGAGCUGGAAUCCUCACGAGGCUGGUCACCUCGCCACUGGUAGUGAGGACAAGACAGUCCGUCUCUGGGACCUUACCACCUAUACCAAGGGCAACAAAGCCGUUCGUCCGACUCGCACCUAUACCCACCACUCUUCCAUCGUCAACGAUGUCCAGUACCACCCUCUUCACUCAUCUCUCAUUGGCACCGUCUCCGAUGACAUCACUCUUCAGAUUCUGGAUGUCCGCGCUGCAGACACGACUCAGGCUGCUGCCUCCGCCACAGGACAGCACCGUGAUGCGAUCAACUCGAUCUCAUUCAAUCCGGCGGCAGAGACCAUACUAGCUACUGGAUCUGCAGACAAGACAAUUGGCUUGUGGGAUUUACGAAAUUUGAAAACGAAGCUUCACUCGCUGGAGGGUCACGCCGAUUCCGUGCAGUCUGUCUCGUGGCACCCAUUCGAGGAAUCUGUGUUAGCUAGUUCCAGCUACGACCGCAAGAUCAUGUUCUGGGAUCUCAGCCGGGCGGGUGAGGAGCAGACGCCCGAAGAUGCGCAAGACGGACCGCCAGAGCUUCUCUUCAUGCAUGGCGGACACACGAACCGCAUCUCUGACUUUAGCUGGAACCUCAGCGACCCCUGGGUUCUUUGCUCGGCUGCCGAAGACAAUCUGCUGCAAGUGUGGAAGGUGGCGGAUGCGAUCGUGGGCAAAGAUCUGGAGAAUGUCCCGACUGAGGAGCUGGAGGCAUAA
Molecule: messenger RNA, 1314 nt
Organism: Penicillium maclennaniae
Lineage: Eukaryota; Fungi; Ascomycota; Eurotiomycetes; Eurotiales; Aspergillaceae
Product: WD repeat RBAP46/RBAP48/MSI1 family protein
Exons: 6
Coding region: 1-1314 (437 amino acids)
Biological process (GO): regulation of gene expression
Cellular component (GO): cytoplasm; Rpd3L complex; Rpd3L-Expanded complex
Molecular function (GO): histone binding
Source: RefSeq, a predicted model, not a curated record